Acipenser ruthenus (sterlet) is the source of this 2158-nucleotide messenger RNA. RefSeq names its product galanin receptor 2a-like. The coding region runs from base 454 to 1593 and encodes 379 amino acids. The transcript has 2 exons. NCBI's taxonomy places the organism in Eukaryota, Metazoa, Chordata, Actinopteri, Acipenseriformes, Acipenseridae. Gene Ontology annotation, cellular component: membrane. The record is from RefSeq and is a predicted model, not a curated record. Gene Ontology annotation, biological process: G protein-coupled receptor signaling pathway. Gene Ontology annotation, molecular function: G protein-coupled receptor activity.
UGUAAGCUGAAGCAGUCAGAUCGGGGAGGCACUGAGACGGAGCGAGUCAGAGCUGUGCUCUUUGAGUGUAAGCCCGCAACAGCACCACGAUCAGAGACAAGUUCUGCAAACUGAAAUAUUUGACGGAAGAAUACAAAACGAAAGGAAAAUGGUUUUAAACAAAUCAAAAGUUAUUUAAACUCAAAUUCCAGACAAAUCCAAAUAGACUUCACUUUUUCUCCAAGCAAAUAUACCAAGAAACUGUUGGUUUGUUUGGAAACUGACCGGGGUUGCAGAAAACAAAGCAAUAAAACACAAUUGCUGUAAACACGGGGUAUUUGAAUAUAAGGGAAAGAUACCGGAUCUUGACUGGACUGUGAAAAGUGCGCUGCGUUCUUUGCCCUGUUAAUUGACCUUAUAAAGCGAACUUACAACUUAAACCUUAACAACAUUUUAAAAUACAGCCCGUUCGCAAUGAACAACACCAUGAAUACCUCAAACAGCGUGAACUACACCGCAACGAGCUGGAAACCGGAGUCGGUGAUAAUCCCUUUGGUGUUCUCGCUCAUAUUUUUGGUCGGGACGAUCGGCAACAGCCUGGUCCUGGCGGUGCUGUUCCGAAGCGGCCAGAUGAAUAAUAACACCACCAACUUGUUCAUCCUAAACCUCGGGGUUGCCGACCUCUGCUUCAUCAUUUUCUGUGUCCCGUUCCAAGCCACCAUCUACACCAUGGACGAGUGGGUGUUCGGUCCAUUCGUCUGCAAGGCGGUCCACUUCUUCAUUUAUCUGACCAUGUACGCCAGCAUCUUCACUCUGGCAACGGUCUCUCUAGACAGGUACCUGGCGAUCCGUUAUCCCCUUCGCUCGAGGGAACUCCGUACUCCCAAAAAUGCGCUGACCUCCAUCUGCUUCAUCUGGGGUCUGUCCAUUAUCUUCUCUGGCCCCUACCUUACCUACUACAAGCAGAUCGACAUGAACGGGACGAUCGCCUGCAUUCCGGUCUGGAGAGUCCCACGGCGCAAGAUCAUGGACAUCUGCACAUUCGUCUUUGGGUACCUGAUCCCCGUCCUCAUCCUCAGCCUGACGUACGCCCGGACCAUCCGCUACCUGUGGACGGCCGUCGACCCCCUAGAAGACAUGUCUGAGUCCAAGAGGGCCAAGCGCAAGGUCACCAAGAUGAUCAUCAUCGUGACCGUGCUCUUCUGCCUGUGCUGGCUGCCCCACCACCUGGUCAUCCUCUGCCUUUGGUAUGGCUACUUCCCUCUCAAUCAGGCCACCUACGCCUUUCGCAUCCUCUCCCACCUGGUCUCCUACGCCAACUCCUGCUUGAACCCCAUCGUCUACGCGCUGGUGUCCAAGCACUUUCGCAAGGGCUUCAAGAAGGUUUUCAGCUGCAUCUUGCGCAAGAAGGUCACUAAUAAAGUUCAUGUGGUCCAGGUGGCCCACACGGUCAGCACGGUAGAAGCUGUCUCCACAGAGGUGUCCCACAUCAACGAGCCCCAGCCCAGCAGCUCCAGCUGCACCCAGAGCAAUGGGAGGCAGUGGGGUGCAGGGGAACAAACCAGCCACCACGACAAAUCCCCAAACACCUUCAUCACCUUCAAUGUGACGUAGGCUACCCUGUUCUGACUCCCUGCACUGAGGAGCUUGCCUUUACGGGAUGCAGAGAGAAGUGGCUGAACAGGACAUUGUUCUGAUCUGGUUUCAUUGUUGUAGUUUUACCAGCGAAUGUAUUCAGACUAGCCGAGAUGCCUAAUGUCCUUUCAAGUAGAAAUGUAGUCUAGACAAAUAAUUAAAAAAAAAAAAAAAAAAACAUCUUGUAAUAAUGUGAUUUCUCUCAUAGCCUAUAUAUUGUAAACACUUAAAAAAUAAAUAGCUUAAGAAUGAAUUUCUUCACUAAUUGCCUUUUAAAGGGAAGUUCAAUGUAACUGUAUGCAGUAUUUACAAUAUUUAGUCAGCAGGUGGUGCCAAGCAUUAGGUAACCAUGAACAUUUAAAGGGGGCACCAUUUUAGCCUCACAGCAUUCUUCAUACUUUGCUACAGUGUGUGGUUUCAAAAGUGGUGUUAUGUAAACAUGAUGUAGGUAUGCUAACAUGGUGUGUGUGUGUGUGUGUGUGUGUGUGUGUGUGUGUGUGUGUGUGUGUGUGUGUGUGUGUGUGUGUGUCUAUAUAUAUAUAUA